Messenger RNA from Diatraea saccharalis (sugarcane borer), 1955 nucleotides. The record is from the annotation of a GenBank genome assembly. Lineage: Eukaryota; Metazoa; Arthropoda; Insecta; Lepidoptera; Crambidae.
AUGGAGGCGAUGGUUUUAGUAGCAGCCAAUAAAACAGAUUCUGAUAGAAAAGGUAUCUACUAUGGUAAUCGCUGUGAAAUUAUUGUUAUAAAUGAUGAGGUUAAAACAAAUUCGGACUGUUCUUUUUGUAGAGGUAAAGAGGUAACUAAAUCGAGUUCGAGGAGCAAAUCAUGCAGAACAUCUAGAGAUAGGGUGAGGAGCCAAUCAUGUGAAAGAUGUAGAGGACGAUCAAGAAGCAAAUCACGUGGAGAAUCUAGACGUAGGACGAGGGACAAGUCACGUGAAAGAUCUAGAGGUAAGUCGAGGAGUAAAUCACGUGGAAGAUCCAGAAGUAGAUCGAGAGACAAAUCACGUGGAAGAUCUAGAAAUAUAUCAAGAAGAAAGUCACGUGGAAGAUCUAGAGGUAGAUCAAGGGGAAAAUCACGUGGAAGAUCCAGAAGUAGAUCGAGAGACAAAUCACGUGGAAGAUCUAGAAGUAGAUCGAGGGACAAAUCACGUGAUAGAUCUAGACGUAUGUCGAUAAGUAAGUUAUGUGAAAGAACUAGAAAUAGAUCGAGGAGUAAGUCACCUGGAAGAUUUACAGAUAUAUCAAGAAGAAAGUCACGUGGAAGAUCUAGAAGUAGAUCAAGGGGAAAAUCACGUGGAAGAUCCAGAAGUAGAUCGAGAGACAAAUCACGUGGAAGAUCUAGAAGUAGAUCAAGGGGAAAAUCACGUGGAAGAUCUAGGACCAAAUCACGUGGAAGAUCUAGAGAUAGAUCUAGACGUAUGUCGAUAAGUAAGUUAUGUGAAAGAACUAGAAAUAGAUCGAGGAGUAAGUCACCUGGAAGAUCUACAGAUAUAUUAAGAAGAAAGUCACGUGGAAGAUCUAGAGGUAGAUCAAGGGGUAAGUCAUGCGGAAGAUCUAGGACUAAAUCACGUGGAAGAUCUAGAGAAAGAUCAAUGGGCAAUUCACGCGGAAGAUCUAGGACUUAUCAAGUAGAAGUUCUAGAGGGAGAUCAUGGGGUAUGUCACGUGGAAGAUCUACAGGCAGAUCGAGGGGCAAGUCACGUAGUUGAUCGAGAAGUAAGUCAUGUGAUUGAUUUAGAGGCAAAUCAAGAAUGAUAACAACAUGAUAAUUCAAGAGGGAGACGUCGAGAAAGAUUCGCGUAAUAAUGUAUAAAUAUGUGAAAUCCGGUACCGUUCAUUCGAUAUUCCUAAAGUCAGAUAAUUUAAAACGUAUAAAAGUGCAUAGGUAAAGUUGAUUUUCUCAAAUAAUAGUUAAUGUAACACACAACUUAUGGUUUGCAUGAAGAAUUUGCGAUAAAGCAUUAAUGGCAAAAAUAAUAAGCAUAGUUGAUUUUCCGCUUAUCUUCGUAACCUAAUCAUCGAAGCUGAAGAAGAACGAUAAAAAACAGUUAGAGCAGAUUCAUUCGGCACACUUCUGUGAGCGAUAAAAUGCUAUUAUAUUCUGCCUUCGUUGCCAUGACGAACAUUGAAGUGAGUUUGUGUGGUGAAUCAAGUUGUUCGUACCAGAUUUCUUAUAUUAUUUAGUGAUAUUGAAGAAACAUGUCUUAAUAAUAUCUUUAAAGUUUCGCAAAAGGCAUUUCUUCAAACAUAAUUUUACGUUUACAGGGUUGGGUAACAUUUGCUAUUUGCAUUAAUUACUUAUUACCUGGAAGUCUGAAGCUACAAACCAUCGUAUUGAUACCAGAACAUAAUAUUAUUAGACCUUUACCAUAUAACACAAGGCGGUGGCUCCAGCUAUCCGAAUCACCUUAUCCAGGGUACUGUAGAGCACCAGGAAGUGGAAAAUGCAUACCAUUACUGUGCGAUUGUGAGAAACUGAAAGAAAUAUGGUCUAAAGUCCAAGAGACGAGACAAAAAUUGAAGAUAUACAAUCAUGAACUAUGAACAAUACCAUAAAAAUAACCAUAGCAUCAAUUAAAUUUUAGGUAACAUAAUUCACUGUAUGUUGU